CCAAAAUCACAAUUCAAUCACUCGCCUUCAUAUCGACCCAAAUCAGCAUUUCUUCCAGACAAGAUGUCAUCAUUCUAUCUUGCCCGUAAAUCCGACCGGUCCGUCAACUCCGAAACAACAUCAUCAUCACCUUGGACCUAUUCUUCGAGUUCCAGUUGUUCUUGGCUAUCUCCUCCAUGGUCAAGAUCGACAACAGCUGGAGAUUCAUUAAGAUCAUCACCGAGCUCUUCAUCUUCGUCUUCUACCACUAGUGCAUCAAAUCUCCAUCCCCAGACUACGGCUACAAUGAUGCGGAAUCCCCGAGUCGAGGCGAGCCCAUUAUCGACUUCUGGCUCGAUGAGCAGUAGCUUUGGUUCUUUCAGCGAGAGAACCCUUUAUCGGUGACCGUCUAGACCUGAAAGAUCGAUCGUUUUCUCGCCUCAGGGUUACUACUAGAGGAAUCUGAAAUGCAGACGGUCCAAGUCCUGUUUGGUGUAUGUGUGAGACGGUUAUGCUAUUAUUGUAUUCAUAGUACACUACCUAGUACUUCAUCACUGUUGUCCCCAAGACAAAACUUAAAGUUCUUUGAUAUAA
Messenger RNA from Exophiala mesophila, 573 nucleotides. RefSeq lists its product as uncharacterized. The record is from RefSeq and is a predicted model, not a curated record. The transcript has a single exon. Lineage: Eukaryota; Fungi; Ascomycota; Eurotiomycetes; Chaetothyriales; Herpotrichiellaceae. The annotation marks the transcript as partial.